Messenger RNA from Naegleria gruberi, 1347 nucleotides. RefSeq lists its product as uncharacterized. Gene Ontology annotation, molecular function: protein binding. Gene Ontology annotation, cellular component: mitochondrial matrix. The transcript is spliced from 2 exons. The record is from RefSeq and is a predicted model, not a curated record. Bases 1 to 1347 code for a protein of 448 amino acids. Lineage: Eukaryota; Heterolobosea; Eutetramitea; Acrasida; Naegleriidae.
AUGUUAGGAAACAAUACUAAGAGCAUGUUGAAGAUAUCUAACAAGAUGAGAGGAAUGAAUCAUUCCCUUCGCAACACUUCUUGUUUAUUUAAUCAACAAUUUAAAAGACAAUUUUUGACCUCAUCAAUUAAUGGUCAACAAUGCAGAAAUGCAAGCACAUCAGAUAUUGCAUCAACAUCAUUGAAAAAGAAGAAGGACAGCAAGUUUUAUUCAUUUUGUCAAACACAAUUUCCAAACAAGUUUAAGGUUGGAGAGUGUAAUAUUGUGGAGGAAUUAUUUUCUGCAGAAAGUCAAAAGUUGUGUUUCAGUGAAAUUUCAAAGAGAAGUGUCGUUACAGUGGAGGGAGAACAUUCUGAUUCAUUCAUUCAUUCACUCGUAACAAGUGAUGUUUCUAAAAAACUCAUUGUUCGAGAUGAAACAAAGAAAAAUCUUCCAACACAUAGCUCUCAACCUUCCUUGUUCCUUUCUCCAAAGGGAAGAGUUCUCUUUGAUGCAAUUUUGAGUGUGGAAUUUGAAAGUGAUGGAUCUUUGAAAAAUAAUCGUAAAAUUUAUAUUGAACAUGAGGCAUCUCAAACUGAACAUUUGUAUAAUUAUUUAAAGAGUCACGUAUUGAGAAAAAAGGUUAAAAUUGAGAAAUUUUCAAAUAAUUUCCAAUCUACUACUACUACAACUUCAGAAGGCCCAAUUGUUAAAGUUUUUGCCUUGUUUGGAAAUAAGAUUUUGAAAUCUAGAAAACCUGACUUGCAAUACAAGUGGAAAGAUUCUGUGGUUUGUGUCAAGGAUCCAAGAAUUCCAACUCUCGGUUACAGAAUUUAUGGAUUCUUUUCAAAUCAAGAACAAUACGAACAAUUUAAACAUGAUGUGAGUGCAGAACUCUCUAAAAAACUCUUGGUUGACACUGAAAGUGCUGAAUAUUAUGAAAGAAUUCGUUUAUUAUCUGGAAUUGCUGAAAACUCUGUAGAUAUUCCAUCAGAUAGUGCAUUCCCAAUGGAAUCAGGAUUUGAACAAAUUGGUGGUAUUCAUUUUGGUAAGGGAUGUUAUGUUGGACAAGAGCUCACAAAUAGAACCUUUCACAGAGGAGAAAUCAGAAAGAGAAUAGUUAUCAUUAAGGGAGAUAAAUUACCAGAAGCUGGUUCUGAUCUCCAAUUUACUGGAUCAAAUACUGAAGAGCUCAGAAGUGAUAAGGCUGGUAGAAUGUGCUCUCGUGAUGAACAAGUUGGCUUGGCCACUGUUAAAUUUGAACCUCUCUUGGAGAAGGACUCCACUUUGGAAUUGUCAUUUACCAAUAGUCAAGAUGGAAGUACAAAUACUCUCAAAAUUGUACCUCCAUAUUGGUUAGCCCUCUAA